Pseudovirgaria hyperparasitica is the source of this 150-nucleotide messenger RNA. RefSeq lists its product as uncharacterized. NCBI's taxonomy places the organism in Eukaryota, Fungi, Ascomycota, Dothideomycetes, Acrospermales, Acrospermaceae. The record is from RefSeq and is a predicted model, not a curated record. The transcript has 3 exons. Bases 1 to 150 code for a protein of 49 amino acids.
AUGUUCGGAGGACCACCACCAGCACCAAGCCAGGCGGAGCUCAAAGCUCAAGAAGAAGCCGCCUCGAAUGAACUCAAGUUCGCCCUGAGUACGUGCUUCGCUCUCUACCUCUCCCCGUUCGUCAUCGACUACGUCCGAAAAUUAGUAUAG